This is a messenger RNA of Danaus chrysippus (African queen), 276 nucleotides long. Lineage: Eukaryota; Metazoa; Arthropoda; Insecta; Lepidoptera; Nymphalidae. The record is from the annotation of a GenBank genome assembly.
AUGUUCGUUUUGGUGGGCUGUCAACGGGCAGCCCCCAAAUAUUGUGCCAUUAUGUGGUGGUAUAUAUUUUUCUGUGUAGUUUUUACUCAAACAAUUGAAGUGCUUGGUACAAAUGCAACCGGAUCAAUCCAAGUCGGCAAUGUAUGUUCCCAAAAGCAGUUCCAGUGUGCGAACGGGAAGUGUAUACCAAUAGCCUGGGUGUGCGAGGGAGACGACGACUGCGGCGACAAAUCAGAUGAAAAUAUAGAAGAAUGUAAGAAAGGUAAGGUAGAAUAA